GCUGGAAAAGUGUCAACACAUCAACAAAUGUUAAAAAUUCAGCCACAUGCCAAACACAACUAUACAGUAUAAAGUUGAAUGGCAAUGGCUAGUUCAUCCCUGAAGGACUACACCAGCCUUGAUCACUGUGUUUCUGGGCCUGGUAUCACUCCUGAUCUACUGACAAGCACAGACUCUAUUUACCCAGGCUGCCACUGCAACGAGACAUGCUCCAGUGAUUCCGAUAUACCUUGCUCCUGCAGUAUUGCAUAUACUACUGACAGAUGUCUCCUUGAUGCAUACUUGACUGAAAGCUCUCCACCAAUCUUUGAAUGCAACGCCAAUUGCAGUUGUAAUGUGUCUUGUUUCAAUCGAACUUCUCAACAGUACAGUUACCACCCGGAGCUCGAUCUGUUUCAUACCUGCAGCAAAGGCAUGGGUGUGCGCACGUUGAAUUUCAUUCCUAAUGGGUCUUACCUGGGUGAAUAUGUUGGUGAACUUUUGUCUACAUCUCAAGCAAUGAAGCGCUUGGGGCAGCUUCAACCAGCCGACUCUUGCUACAUUGUGCAAUACAAAGAACACUUGAGCAAUGGAAACACACUAGUAACCAAUAUUGAUGCUACACAGAAAGGAAAUCUGUUGAGGUUCAUUAAUCAUUCGUGCUCUCCUAAUCUGAUGAUGGUGGCUGUGAGGAGCAACUCUAUACUGCCAAGGUUGUGCCUCUUUGCUUGCAGAGAUAUUCUAUCUCAAGAAGAGAUUUGUUUUAGUUAUUUCGGAAGGAAAGGAAAUGGAAUUUCUAGUGUGGACACUGGAACUAAACAAUGUUUUUGUGAUUCUGAAGAGUGUAUUGGUUAUCUUCCAUUGAUGCAAUAG
Molecule: messenger RNA, 852 nt
Organism: Halichondria panicea
Lineage: Eukaryota; Metazoa; Porifera; Demospongiae; Suberitida; Halichondriidae
Product: histone-lysine N-methyltransferase SETMAR-like
Exons: 1
Coding region: 79-852 (257 amino acids)
Cellular component (GO): nucleus
Molecular function (GO): protein binding; zinc ion binding; histone methyltransferase activity
Source: RefSeq, a predicted model, not a curated record